Penicillium maclennaniae is the source of this 840-nucleotide messenger RNA. Its product is annotated as DnaJ domain protein. The record is from RefSeq and is a predicted model, not a curated record. The transcript has 3 exons. Gene Ontology annotation, cellular component: nucleus; cytoplasm. Gene Ontology annotation, molecular function: heat shock protein binding. Lineage: Eukaryota; Fungi; Ascomycota; Eurotiomycetes; Eurotiales; Aspergillaceae. Bases 1 to 840 code for a protein of 279 amino acids.
AUGGCAAGGGGCUCAAAGACCGACGAUAUUCCUGAGCACCCUCCCUCAGUAGAAGAGGAUCUUUACGAGAUUUUGGGCGUCAAAUCGGAUGCGACACCCGAAGCAGUCAAAUCAGCAUACAAGAAAAAUGCUCUGAAGAACCACCCUGACAAAGUCAGUGAGGAAGCCAGAGAAGAAGCCAACGCCAAGUUCCAACGAAUUGCCCUCGCAUACGCCGUUCUGUCCGAUGAGCGCCGUCGAAAGACCUACGAUCGUACCGGCCGCACAGAGGAGUCGCUCGACGAUGAAGACUUCGAUUGGAUGGACUUCUACCGCGAACAGCUGUCUGCUAUGCUGGAUACACGCGCGAUAUCCGAUUUCCAAAAGAAAUACCAGAGCUCCGAUGAGGAGAAGCAGGAUCUUUUGGAGGCCUAUCAGAAGUUCGAAGGUAGUAUGGAUCACAUUUAUGAAUCCGUGAUGCUCUCCAAUGUCCUGGAUGAUGACGUUCGAUUCCGCGCGAUUAUCGACAAAGCUAUUGCCGAGGGGAGCGCACAAAAAGAAGCCAAGCAAGCCGAGAAACAUGCUAAGAAGAUUGAAGCUGACAAGAAGAAGAAAGCGGCUGCUUCCUCGAAAACAUCUAAGGGCCCUACGGUCGGCGAGGAUGAUCUGCUUGCUAUGAUCAGCAAGAGACAGCAGGAUCGUGGACAGGGUUUCAUGGCACAUCUGGAGGAAAAAUAUGGUGCCAAGGGCAAAAAGCGCGGUGCAGUCGAUGAGCCUCCGGAGGAGGCAUUUGCUGCCGUUGGUGCUCGCAAGAAGUCCAAGGAUACCAAGACGAAGUCCAAGAAGGGAUCAAAGGUGUAA